CAGAAGCGACUGGCUAUCACAAAUAAGAGCUCAACGAAGUGACUUGUCAUCAUCGUCAUUACGUGGACAUUUAUAGCAGCCAAAUAUUCUCAACGCAUGACGUUGGUUCUAUAUGUCGAGGGAAAAAAACGAAGGACCCGGAGAAAAAUCCACGCAACCACGGGGAGGUAUUCGCCAUGAAAGUUUGCACAGACAAGGAAUUUACUAUGGCCGGAAGGUGCAUACAUUCAACAUGUAGGAAUCUUAAAACUGAAAUGAGUGGUAUACAGUCAAACUAUACUAAAAUUACAAAGUCUAACUAAUACUAAGGGGCUAAAGUAUGUAAAAUUGUGAAUAAGUGUACAAUAUAAAAUGUAAACUAGCCAUAAUAUACAAUCUAAAAAUACAAAAAUACAAAUAGGGUAACAUGUUGUAAACUAUACAGUCGGGAUGGAACCCACGACCUCCUGUAGACCAUGCGAGGGAGUUAACAUCUCGCCACGGAGGAGAGAGAGACACGCAGACUCCAAAUAUACAGCAGGCUUCGUCAGGGUCGGGAUGGAACCCACGACCUCCCGUAUACCACGAGAGGUAGUCAACAUCUCGCCGUGUUUGCCUGCAGGCUCCUCCGUGCCGCCGGCCUCCGCCCAGGCUGUGGCGGUGUCGCGCAGCGCUCGCUCUCGCUACGGCCUGCGCCCGCGCGAGAGGAAAGUCUACACAGAGGUGGAGGAGCCCCAGGACGACGACUUCUUCUUGCCACUGCUGCUGCUGCUGUUGCUACUGCGGUUCGCCCUCCUCCUGCUGCUGCUGCUGUGGCUCUCAGUCUGCGAGCUGUGCAGGGAUUUCUACCUGGGGGAGUGCUCCGUGCACGGCCCGCCAGAGUUCAUUGCAGACGCGGCCGUGGCCCCGGGAGUGGCCAACAGGGCCCGGCUCAGCCUGCCCCAGGGCCUCACCGUCGGCGCCUCCUCCAUCGCCGGCGCCGGCCUCGGGGUGUGGAGCAACAGGAAGAAGCUGCCCAAGGGGGUGAUUUUUGGGCCCUACCAGGGAGAGGUGUCUGAGGAGAACCCCGUGAGCGAGUACUGCUGGCUGAUUUACAAAAACAAAAGGAUCGUGAAUAUGUUCGUCAACUGCGCGAGGAAUGAGCAGGAGCAGAACCUGGUGGCCUUCCAGCACCGGGGCAGAUUUACUACCGCACAUUCCGUGCCGUGGGGCCCGGCUCUGAGCUGCUGGUCUGGUGGAGUGGGUGUGGAGGUCACAAGGCUGCCGUGUCCUGCCUGCAACCGUCAGUUCAUCUGCCGCUCGAGUCUACA
Molecule: messenger RNA, 1289 nt
Organism: Lethenteron reissneri (Far Eastern brook lamprey)
Lineage: Eukaryota; Metazoa; Chordata; Hyperoartia; Petromyzontiformes; Petromyzontidae
Product: histone-lysine N-methyltransferase PRDM7-like
Molecular function (GO): protein binding
Source: RefSeq, a predicted model, not a curated record